AUGCACCCGACCGUCACAGAACACGAUUACCGCUUUCCGCGAAGACCCGAUCCCCAUCGAAGUACCGACCGCAUUUUCGCCCGCAUGGAUUCGCAAGACGGCCAUGUCGCACUCACCAACGGCAAUGCCGCCGCCGCCGCUGCUAUGACGAGCGGGCAGCCAGCCUCGUCGUCAAAAAACAACAUCCUCAACGCCGCCCUGUUUGACGGGUUCCAAAAGGUGGAGGCGAGCUCGUCCGACCAGGAUAACGACUUCGAGAAGAUGCAGAGCGAAGAUCCGCUAGCCGCCCAGAUCUGGAAGUUCUUCACCAAGACCAAGCAGCAGCUGCCGAACCAGCAGCGAAUGGAGAACUUGACGUGGCGCAUGAUGGCUCUGAACCUGCGCAGGCGUCAGCAGCAGCAGCAGCAGCAGCAGCAGCAGCAGCAGAAGACGCACAACAGAUCUCUCUCCCAGCCGACUCAACCACAAAACACUCCCAGCGGCAUUGCCCAGCAGCUGCGAAAGACGUCCGACAUCCAUGCUCAGGGCAUGGAUGCCAUGAACAUUGACGACUUCAUCUUCGCCGAAGAGGGAGGAGCUUCCAUCAACGACACCUCACCGCAGCCUCCUGCAUCGUCUCUCUCCGGUCCCCAGACCGCCGCCAUCAAGACCAGCAAAUCAUCCAAGCCGCUGGCUUCGGCAAUCCCCAUCAAGGGCCGCAAGGGUUCUACCAAUCAGUUCGUAGCGCAGUCCGUCCCUGUGCCGCCACCUCACCAGCGGGGGCACAAUGAUGAAUUUCAUUACGUCCCUCGACAUGACAGGAAGACGAGUAUAGACGACCGCAGGACGAGGAAACGGCCUGCCAACUUCUCUCCACAUGUGAGUGCCAUCAACACUAGCUCAUCAGGCCUAAACCUCGACUUGGAGGCCGACUCUGAGCUCAAUGGAUACUCUCUCGACAACUCCAACGCAAUGCCCAUGCAGCACCAAAUGGCCAACAACCAAAGCUCGGCCUUUAAUUUGGAUGCCUUUAUGGACAAUGACCUUGGUUCCAGCCAUCACUUCCAAUCCAACUUCUCCUUCUCCCCUUCUACGUCUCCCAUGAUGCAGAAUGGUCCCUUUCAAUCCAUGUACGGCAACGCUGGGUUACAAUCUUCCCUUAACAACCCCGAUUUUUACUCUCCAACCGGCUCGGGCUAUCCGUCGGCAACCUCUACUCCCAUGCCCGACAGUGAAGGCGUCUACUUUGGCUCCCAGGAUAUGCAGCACCACCACCAGCACCACCGUGCGCAGGGUUUCCGACAGAGCUCUUCCAACAUCAACCAUCACAUGAACCACCCGUUCUUGUAUGAUGCCGCGCGUGGCAGCAGUGCCAACCCCAACAGCAACGGCGCCGUCUUCCCCGCCACAACUUCAAGCUCAGAAGCAGUGCCAGCGUUCAGUACCGGCCCAAGCUCAUUUGCGCACAUCGACCCAAGCCAAGUUUUCCAGACAGAUUCGCAGGUCGCAUCUCCUGUUCUGCCAAUGCAGCAAGGAAACAUGCUUGGCUUCGGAGGCGAGUCUGAUGAAGAUGAUGGCAAUGCCUUUUUGGACCGCGGCGGCGUUGGCCUCCACGGCGACUUCACAUCUGCCGUCGACGAGGCCGGGUCUUUUGGCUGGGAUGCCUCGCUCCCAGGCCAGUUCAGCACGCAAGCUGCUCGCUUUCCCGGCGGCCCGACUCGCAAGCAAGUUCAGAUCGGCGGCAUUACGACUGAUUACGUCGACACCAGUGGUGACUGGGACGGCAACAACCUGAGCCGAUCACACUCGCAGUCGCUUGGUAUGGGCAACGACAAGCGACAGAAUAGACUCCCUCGCAACUCGUCAACUCCCUCGCACAUGGCGACCAAGCACAGCGGCUUCGAGCAGAUUGCCCAGUCGCUCCCCAGCUCUCCGGGUGGCCAUGCUCCGGGAACCGCUUCGGGCUUCUCGUCAGUUGCGCCAAGCAGGCCAACUUCACCGCCCCCAAGCUCCAAGCAUGGCUCCUCGACCAAUCUGCAUGCGGUUAGUGGUAACCCCGGCGAGAGCAGCACUCCCACCACUUGCACCAACUGCUUCACCCAGACGACUCCGCUGUGGAGACGAAAUCCCGAGGGUCAGCCUCUCUGCAAUGCCUGUGGCCUCUUCCUAAAGCUCCACGGUGUCGUGCGUCCUCUGAGCUUGAAGACAGACGUCAUCAAGAAGCGAAACAGAGGGUCUGGCGCCAAUCUUCCCGUCGGAGGAUCGCGGAAAAAGAAUGGCACUGGCUCCAAUGCCGCCUCGAGAAAGAACUCUACGCUGUCCAUGUCUGCCGCUGCCGCUGCCGCUGCCGCCGCCGCUGCUCCUGUGACAAAUAGCCAAGUUGUGACAACGCCGCCAUCGGCAACUCGACCCAGCAGCAACAGGGAUGGUGACAGCCCCAGUAGCAGCGGACAGCACACCGCAGGCAGCACGCCGGGUAGCCAAUAUGGAGGGGCCACCAUAGUGGGUGGUAAAGGUGUUGUGCCAAUCGCUGCUGCGCCGAUGAAAACAACGCCAGGACCUGGAGCUGGAGCUUCAUCGUCCGCAUCUCGGCCGGCCACGGCGCCGUCCAAGAGGCAGCGCAGGAACAGCAGGAGCGAGGAACCCGUUGGGCGACAACUCGGCACGACCCCCAGCAUGCCUUCCAUCUCCAGCGCCAUGAUGUCGAAUAAUAACUUCGCCAUGGGCCAACGCUCCAUGAUGGGAUCAAGCAUGGUGUCUUUGGGCGGUGCCCAAUCCAACCUGGUCAACAGCGCCGGCGGCUCAUCAGGCCCUCAGGAAUGGGAGUGGCUGACUAUGAGUCUUUAA
Trichoderma breve is the source of this 2826-nucleotide messenger RNA. Its product is annotated as GATA zinc finger domain-containing protein. The transcript has 4 exons. Lineage: Eukaryota; Fungi; Ascomycota; Sordariomycetes; Hypocreales; Hypocreaceae. Bases 1 to 2826 code for a protein of 941 amino acids. Gene Ontology annotation, biological process: positive regulation of transcription by RNA polymerase II; negative regulation of transcription by RNA polymerase II. The record is from RefSeq and is a predicted model, not a curated record. Gene Ontology annotation, molecular function: RNA polymerase II cis-regulatory region sequence-specific DNA binding; DNA-binding transcription factor activity, RNA polymerase II-specific; zinc ion binding.